AUUAUCUUCUCUCCUCUCUCUGCUUCGCCUUUCCUUCUCUGGCUGUUAGUUUCGCUAAUACCGCCUUUUCUGAGCCCAAAGAUUGUAUCUUUGUUUUUGUUUUUAUCAUGCUGCAACUUGUUAUAGCUAGCCGGGAAGUAGUUGAUGAAUUCAUGUUUGCGCCUUAUUCUAGAACUGAAAAUCAGCUUCAUGGAUGAUGGUCUUGGGAAGAUAAGGGUUAUUCCAGAUCAUUUUAAAGCAUCCUCACCCAGUGUUGACUCUUCUCAAAAUGUAACUUCAUCUAUUUCACGUCCAAGAACAGAUAAUUGCUUGAGGUCCCAUAGCUGGAGUCUAGGAAAAUUAAGAACUGCUGCACACAUGUUGAAGUCGUUUAGUCUAAGGGGGUUGCCAUGGGGUUCUAGCACGGAUGGUGAAGAAAAGGUUGAGCUAUCUGCUGUAGAACUAGAGUCACUUCGAACGGAGCUUGCUGAUAUAGAAGAGAGGGAAGCUCACUUGAAAGCUCAAUUGGAACACGUUGAUGAGAUUUUACGAUUUGCUCGUCUCUCUGGCUAUUUGUACAUUCGAACUAGGUGGACAGCACUACCAGGAGAACCUCCUCCCCUUGAUGAUACUGAUGUUGAUGACUGGCUUCCACGCUUUGUUGUCUUGCAAGGGACCUGCAUGUUCUUCUACUUGUUAUCCACAGAUCUAAGUCCUCAAGACUCCACCCUAUUAUCUGAUAUUGUUGAAAUAGGUCCCUUGCCAAGCUUUACACGAGAUGAUGAAGGAACUCGAUAUGCAUUUUAUAUUUUAACACGUCAAGGACUGCGGUACGAGUGCUCUAGUGUUUCUGAGAUACAGUUGAAUUCCUGGUUGGCGGCAUUACGAACUGACUGCAAAUUGGAAAAGUCUGAUGCCACAAUACCAAAUGGCUCAUGUUAGAUGUGAAGCUGUACACUUUUAGUAGCAGUAAGUCGUAGAUUAAGAUACAAACUUAAACAUAUAGUUCAUUUAGUAUCUGACCGACUGUGAUGUUCGGGGUUUACAAAGUCUGACCCUGCUUUCAUUAAAUUCAUUCAUCUUCUCUGUACAAAGAAUAGCACCUAAUUGAAGUAGCAUUACAAAUCUAUGAUGCUUACUUAGAAGUUGACCGAUGCAUAAUUAAGCUCAUCGACUUAUAUAGGAUUUGUUUGCCCUCGAGGCUUACCAUGUAAAUAGUCAAAUGUCUUUAAGCACAUCUUCUCCCUGUUUCUGCAACCUUCUCUUACUGCAAUGAGAUGCGUCAAUUGUCCUCGAGUGUUUCUGACUGCAA
Rosa chinensis is the source of this 1291-nucleotide messenger RNA. RefSeq lists its product as uncharacterized. NCBI's taxonomy places the organism in Eukaryota, Viridiplantae, Streptophyta, Magnoliopsida, Rosales, Rosaceae. Bases 145 to 921 code for a protein of 258 amino acids. The transcript has 8 exons. The record is from RefSeq and is a predicted model, not a curated record.